GUCGACAGUUAGUCUUGGUUGUUGGAAAACUUUGUUCGGUUAGUCGAAUGCGAACGCGCAGCUAAGCGGGUUGUUUGGAGCGAAUUAGUUAGCUCUGCCGUUAGUUCGUUAGUGAAUUAGAAGUACGCGAAUGCAUACAUACAUAUAUACAUAGGAAUAUAGUACAACGAUAAGUGCCGUUGCUAUCGGCGGUAACGCGAGCGUGCGAUCGAUUAAAUUAACGAAAAUAAAAGUUUGAAAUAAUUUAAAGUUAAAAAAAAAAAUUCAAAAAAUAUUUAAUAAAAUAAAAAAUGGCGCUUAAGAGCCACUCACACAUGUUAGUGCUUUCGCUGGUGUUUUUAACGCUAUUCCACCGAUUGGCGGCAUAUAAUUUGUCACCCAAACCGAAUAUAAUUGUUAAAGAUCCACAGUUUGCCACCGGCUUGCCAAAAGUCGAGUCUUCUUACUUUGGUUUUACCAUCAACUUACGGCCGUUGGGCAUAAUUGUUGGUGCGCCACGCGCUCAGUCCACACUACCGGCGCAGCGAAAUGUCAAUGAAACUGGUGCCAUAUAUCGGUGUUCGCUGUCACCGACUUCCACAUGCAAUCCAUAUGUCAUAGAUGACAAAGGCAAUCGCACACUCGAGCGGUCUGACUCGUACACCUACGAUAAUGAGGCGCGCAACAAUCAGUGGCUAGGCGGCGCCAUGGACGGCGGCACAAAGGAUACCGAUAAACUGCUUAUAUGCGCACCACGCUUUCUAUCGCCAACUAUUAGUGAUUAUAUAAUGAAUGGCGUGUGCUACUGGGUCGCCGAUACGCUGGACGAUAAUCCUAAGAAUGUGCAAAGAAUUUCACCUUUAAGACUCAAGUCGGAUCAAAUGAAACAAAUUAAUGGUCAUCGAAUUUUCUAUUAUAUGCUUGCCGAAGAGGGUUUGAGUGCGCACGUCACAGAUAAUAAUGAGGAGUUCGUUAUUGGUGCGCCUGGCAUAAAUACGUGGCGUGGUUCGACGAUACAUUGUCGCAAGCGGUUCGAAGAGGAUCCCACACUGAGUCGACGUGAUACGAGCAGUCUGUCCAGAAAGCGUGUAAUACGAGAUCUUGAAUUUUCCGGCCAAUAUACGUUGGAUACUGGGGAAUUACAAAAUGAUUCGUAUUUCGGUUAUGCUGUCGGUUCGGGUUAUUUUGAUAGCAACGACAAAACUGAGCUGCUUUAUGUAGCUUCAGCGCCGCAAGCCAAUCUGCAGUCAGGCGAGGCCUAUUUGUAUAAAUACUCUGAAGACAGUCUGCUCAAAUUGAAGCGUAUCUAUGUGUUUCGGGGUGAGAAGUUUGGUGAAUAUUUCGGUUACUCACUGAUUACUGAGGAUCUUAAUGGCGACGGGCUUACCGAUGUGGUAAUCUCAGCGCCACAAUACUCGUCAACGAACUACUUCGAUAACGGUGCCAUCUAUGUGUUUCUGAACAAGGGAAAUUUCAAUUUUGAAAGAAAACUUAUCAUAUCGCCGGUGCAAGGCAAGGCACGUUUCGGUACGACCCUCAGUCGCUUGGGAGAUAUCAAUCAUGAUGGCUUCAAUGAUAUUGCAGUUGGCGCACCAUUCGCCGGUAAUGGCGCAGUCUUUGUCUAUCUCGGCAGCAGUAACGGUUUACGCGAAGAGCACAGCCAACGUCUGGAUGCGCCAGAGUCGGUGAGCAGCAAAUAUGGUGAGCACAUGUUCGGCCACGGUCUCUCCAAGGGCGUCGAUAUCGAUCGCAACGGCUUCAAUGACUUUGCCAUCGGCGCACCGAAUGCCGAAGCGGUGUUCGUGUAUCGUGCCUAUCCAGUUGUUAAGAUACAUGCUACUGUCAAGUCUGCAACUCGUGAAAUUAAAACCGAUCAAAAUUCAUUCAAAAUCACGGCCUGCUAUAAAAUCAGCACCACAUCCACACAGUUGACCGGUCAGGAUUUGGCCAUACGCAUUGUCGUAGAUUCACAAGUCAAGCGCGCCAAGUUCAUACAGACGCGCACGAAUGAGAUCAGUUUUAAUGUGUCGGCGGGUUUGCAGGAACAAUGUCGCACGUUCGAUUGUGAAGUAUACACAAAUGUGGCGGAUAUAUUCAAGCCGAUCGAGUUGGACAUGCAUUACGAACUCAUUAAUGGUGUGCCGAAAACGGAAACUUUCUGCGAUAAAUGUGCCGCCGUUGAUCCCGCCGAACCGUCUAUAUAUCGAGAAAAAAUUAUCUUUAGCACUGGCUGCAGUUCUGACAUUUGUGUAGCCGACCUGGAAGUUAAGAGUCGGGACUUGAAUCACACUUACAUACUCGGCAGUAGUCGUACGCUCUCCGUUACCUAUGACAUAACGAAUCACGGUGAAACCGCUUAUCUACCUCAAAUCAGUUUCACUUCUUCGAAUCACAUGCCAUUCGCGAAGAUACCAGGCACCUGCCGUCCUAAAGAAAAUGACUAUUUAGAAUGUGAUUUAAAGAGUAAUGAUGUGUCGAUGGCAAAGGGCGCCACAACUUCAUUUACCGUUACUUUCGAUGUGUCGAGUAUAUCGGGCAAAGCAAUGGUAUUGACGGCGAGAGUCUUCAGUACCGGAAAAGAGGCGAAUGAAGCCAAUAAUGUUGCGACCGAUGUUAUAACGCUGGGUGAAUUUACGGAAAUCGAUGUUGUCGGUAUACCCAAAACAAAACACAUCAAUCUGGAAGAAGUGAGCAAUACCUCGCAAAUAAUCAAUAACUAUGAGAUAAAAAGCAUGGGACCCAGCACAGUCGGCACUAUAGAUGUGGUGUUCUAUAUACCGGUAGCAUAUAAGGUGCCCGGUACUACGAACACCAUACAAAUAGUGGAGAAGGAUAGAAUAAAUAUGCAGGCCGUGAGUGACGCACAAACCGUUGCCAUCGAUUAUUUUGAAAACAAUACACAGCUUGUGAUGAAUGCGAUUGAAAUCACGUCGAGCACACACAGCACGACGAAUAUCAACUCAAACAUACAAAUAUAUAAGGAGAAACAGAUCAGUACAACGUACGACUCAAUGGGUCUCUAUGAUUUGCCAGUCGAAAGCGAUAAUUAUUAUAUCGAUGACAGCAGCAAGUUCUCGCAAAUGUCUAUACGACGUAAACGUGAAGCUGCCGCCAACACGGCCACCAAAGCGCAGUAUGAGCGCAUUGUCAAGUCGCACGAACUGUUGAGUGAGGAUCUCAAGGGUAAACUGCCCGUGAAUCGUACGAUAGUCUUCAAUUGCCAUGAUCCGGAGAUGACAGUUUGUGUGCGCGCUGUCAUACGUUUACAUACUUUCAAGCCGGAAAAACCGCUUACCGUCAGCAUGAAAUAUCAGGUCGAUUUGAGAGAGAUCAAUCAAAUUCUGAUUGAACCAUGGGAAUAUUUCGUUAUACUCAUCGAUGUGGAUGUGAAAAAACUCGGCGACUUGCACCAAAAUACGCUGGCGAUACGUAAGAACAUAGAUUAUAAUAUUGUGUCGAAACAUCAGCUUUAUGGCACACCAAUCUGGGUCUAUAUAUUAGCUGUUUUGGGUGGACUGUUGUUAUUGGCGGCAAUCACAUAUGCCAUGUAUAAGCUCGGCUUCUUCAAGCGCGCCAAAAAAGAACAAAUGGAUGCCUUGGUGCAUCAAGGCUCAACGCAACCGGCACAAGAUGUGGAGCCAGAGGCGGAAAAUCUUAACACCGAAAGGAACUAAAAU
Bactrocera dorsalis (oriental fruit fly) is the source of this 3656-nucleotide messenger RNA. RefSeq names its product integrin alpha-PS3. Gene Ontology annotation, cellular component: integrin complex; external side of plasma membrane. Gene Ontology annotation, biological process: integrin-mediated signaling pathway; cell adhesion mediated by integrin; cell-cell adhesion. Bases 291 to 3653 code for a protein of 1120 amino acids. The transcript is spliced from 11 exons. The record is from RefSeq and is a predicted model, not a curated record. Gene Ontology annotation, molecular function: integrin binding. Lineage: Eukaryota; Metazoa; Arthropoda; Insecta; Diptera; Tephritidae.